Molecule: messenger RNA, 2600 nt
Organism: Saccostrea echinata
Lineage: Eukaryota; Metazoa; Mollusca; Bivalvia; Ostreida; Ostreidae
Product: endonuclease V-like
Exons: 9
Coding region: 165-1040 (291 amino acids)
Biological process (GO): DNA repair
Cellular component (GO): nucleolus; cytoplasm
Molecular function (GO): RNA endonuclease activity producing 5'-phosphomonoesters, hydrolytic mechanism; single-stranded RNA binding
Source: RefSeq, a predicted model, not a curated record
UGAACAUUAUUUUCAGGGAUUUCAUCAUAUAUUUUUUUUUUUCUAGAAUUUACGAAUUACUGUAAAAUUAUGCAUGGUGGCAGAGAAGGACAUCGGAGUUAGGCAAUGACCGAUUUAGACUGAAUCAAGAUUUUUCUUGAAGAAUUAAAUAGGUUCGCCGCAGAAUGAGUCUGUGGAAUUUAAGGAAUAUGAAAACUGAGGACCUCAAGCCUCUUUAUUUUGAAGAUUAUCAUAAAUCAGAAAAUAUGGAUGAUGACCUGAUUGAACAAGACAACCCUGAUCACAGUGGAACACUGGAUCCCAGUCUAGAAGCAGUCAAGUGCAAAUGGGAGAAGGAGCAGCUGGAGAUAAAGAAACAAAUAAGCUUAGAUGAUGACAAAAUAGUUAAAAAGAUGCUGUCCAAAUCAUUCAAAGAGACAUUUUACAUUGGAGGCAUGGACAUUUCCUUUAUUAAGGGAGACGAUAUCAAUGCCUGUGCUGCUUUGGUUGUCUGCUCUUUUCCUGACUUAGAGGUUGUGUAUGAAGAUUAUCAGAUGGUGAAACUUACACAACCAUAUAUUGCGGGGUUCCUGGCCUUUAGAGAAGUGGAAUUCAUGGUUCAGUUAUAUGAGAAUGUGAAGGAAAACGAACCUCAGUACACACCACAGGUGAUCAUGGUGGAUGGAAAUGGAAUAAUGCAUCACAGAGGUGUGGGAGCAGCCUGUCAGCUUGGAGUCCUAUUGGAUGUACCUUGUCUAGGAGUGGCCAAGAAUCUCCUGCAGGUGGAUGGAAUUGAGAAAAAUGAAGAACAUGCUGAAUUGAUUGCAAAUUUGAAGGAAAGUGGAGACAGUUUUCCUCUGGUCGGGAUAUCAGGAAAAUACUAUGGAAAGGGACUGAAGAGUUGUGAAGGAGCCACUAAACCUAUAUAUGUGUCACCAGGACACAAAAUCAGCAUUGAUUCUGCUGCAUUGCUGGUACACCAGUGCUGUAAAUUCAGGGUUCCAGAGCCAAUUAGAAAGGCUGACCUAAAUUCUAGAGAGUAUCUACGAAUCAAUUUUUAAGAUGAUUCAUAAUUCCAUAACAAUUAAAAGUAUACAGUAUUGGUACCUAGUAGAGUGUAUGUUUUUAAGUUUACAAUCUAUUUAAAAUUUCUUUAAAAUGUUACCGGAUUAUGUCUGUUGAGGAGAUUGACUCAGAUUUGGAAUACAUGUACAAUAUUAUGUUUAUUGUGUUGAAUAUUUUUAAGCUCACCUGAGCCGAAGGCUCAAGUGAGCUUUUCUGAUCAAAAUUUGUGUGUUGUCUGUCUGUUGUUACAAUUUCAUCUUCUUCUCCAGAACCACUGGGCCAAUUUCAACCAAACUUGGCACAGAGUAUUCUUGGGUGAACGGGAUGUAAAUUUUUUGGAAUGAAGGGCCACACCCUCUUCCAAUAGGAGGUGCCGGUAAUUAAGAAAUAGUGAAUAUUGGGUUUAGUCAUUUAAAAAUCUUCUUCUCAAGAACCACUGGGUCAGAAAAGACGAAACUUAUGUGAAAGCUUCCAGACAUAGUAUAGAUUCAAGUUUGUUAAAAUCAUGACCACCUGGAGUUAGGGUGGGGCAACUAUGGGCGAUCACAGUUUUGCAUGGGAAUAUUUAGGAAAAAUAUUUUAAAAAUUUUCUGCUCAAGAACAGCACAGCCAUGAUUAGUCAUAUUGAUAUGGAAGCAUCCUCAGGAGUGUGCAUCCAUGUUUGUGGAGUUAGAGAAGGGCCACAAUAGGCAAUCAAAGUUUUACAUAGGAGAAAUCUUGAAAAAUCUUUUUCCCAGGAACAGCAAAGCCAUGAUUAAUCAUAUUGAUCUGGAAGCAUCCUAGGGUAGUGUAGAUUCAAAUUUGUUCAACUCAUGAACCCCAGGGGUAGGGUGAGGCCACAAUGGGCAAAAUUUUACAUAGGCGUAUGUAGGAAAAAUCCUAAAAAAUCUUCUCAAGAACAACAAACUGGUGAUUAGUCAUAUUUUUAUGGAAGCAUCCUCAUGUAGUGUAGAUUUGAGUUCAAAUCAUGUCCCCUAAGGUAUAUAAGAAUAUUUAGGGAAAAGAAUAUUCUGAUGAAGAACAGAAGGCCAUAGUUACUCAGGUGAGCAUUAUGGCCCAUGGGUCUCAUUAUUCAGUUCACUAAAGUUGCAUGUAUAAUGUGUAACAUGUUGCUCAAUGGUUUAAUUAUAAUAAGCCAGUUUAUGUCAUUUUUGUGUACCAUUUGUCUCUUAUUGUUAUGUCUUUUGACAAGGAAUUUUAUUAUCCUUCCAUCCAUCUGCUUUGAUUUUACUAAAUGGGGCUGAGUGUUGCAUUUAAUCAGCCUUGGAAUAUGUGCCAUAUCAAUAAAAAGCUAAGUAAUGCACAAGAUCCAUAGCAUUCAGGCACAAUUGACAUUAAUUAAAUAUGUGCAGUUUAAAUGUCUGAAUGAGAUUUUACACUCAUUGACUUUAAUGUUUGAGAUGUUAUAUACAUGUAUUUUAGUAUUUUGUAUUUAUGUACAUGCAAUUUAUUUGUUUGUUUGUUUGUUUUUUUUACCAUUAGGAGACUUACAAUUCUGUGAUACAUAACAUCCAGCAAGUCUACAUACAUAUCAAAUAAAGAAAAGAGAAUUUGUA